AUGGCCGAACACCCUUCCUUUACCCUUGCCGGUCUUUUGGCGGCUGGCGGAACCGCCGGCUACCUGCGAACCCGCUCAACACCCUCUCUCGUCGCGGGGCUAGGACUGGGCGUCUCGUACGCCUAUGCCGGCUACCUUCUCAAGACCAACCAGGACUAUGGCGCCGAGCUUGCCCUCGGAAACAGCGUCCUUCUUACUGGAUCUGCUAUCCCCCGGAUAAUCAAGACGGGAGGUAGGGCACCAAUUCCUUUGGCCCUUGGUGCUGCUGGAGGACUGGCGACGUACUACUACCAAAAGAAGUAUCGCGAAUUUACGUAUGGAGUAUAG
Messenger RNA from Fusarium keratoplasticum, 327 nucleotides. RefSeq lists its product as uncharacterized. Bases 1 to 327 code for a protein of 108 amino acids. Gene Ontology annotation, cellular component: membrane. The record is from RefSeq and is a predicted model, not a curated record. The transcript has 3 exons. Lineage: Eukaryota; Fungi; Ascomycota; Sordariomycetes; Hypocreales; Nectriaceae.